GUGAUGCGGGGCCGCCCCGUCAGCUGACGGUCCGUGCCGGGCCUGGGGCCGCCGCUACAAAAGCAGCGCGCGGGCAGGGCGGGAUCCGCGCUUCUUCGUUAGGGGCUGUAGUGCGUUGCGAGCGUUCCGCCGCCAUGGCGUCCCGCGGCCUGCUCGUCCUGCUCCUCCUCGCCUUGGUGGGGCCCUGCGCGGCUCUCAUCAGGAUCCCCCUCACCAAGUUCACCUCCACGCGCCGCAUGCUGACUGAGGUGGGCAGUGAGAUCCCUGACAUGAACGCCAUCACCCAGUUCCUCAAGUUCAAGCUGGGUUUUGCUGACCUGGCUGAGCCCACCCCAGAAAUCCUCAAGAACUACAUGGAUGCCCAGUAUUAUGGUGAGAUUGGCAUUGGGACCCCCCCACAGAACUCUGUGCUCUUUGACACAGGCUCCUCCAACCUCUGGGUGCCAUCAGUGCACUGUCACCUGCUGGACAUCGCCUGUUUGCUACACCACAAGUACGAUGCAUCCAAAUCCAGCACCUAUGUGGAGAAUGGCACUGAGUUUGCCAUCCACUAUGGGACUGGGAGCUUGUCUGGAUUCCUGAGCCAGGACACAGUCACGCUUGGUAACCUGAAAAUCAAGAACCAGAUCUUCGGGGAGGCUGUGAAGCAGCCAGGCAUCACCUUCAUUGCUGCCAAGUUUGAUGGCAUCUUGGGCAUGGCAUUCCCGAGAAUCUCUGUGGACAAGGUCACACCUUUCUUUGAUAAUGUUAUGCAGCAGAAGCUGAUCGAGAAAAACAUCUUCUCCUUCUACCUGAACAGAGAUCCCACAGCUCAGCCAGGUGGUGAACUGCUGCUGGGGGGGACUGACCCCAAAUACUACAGUGGUGACUUCAGCUGGGUGAACGUCACACGAAAAGCCUACUGGCAGGUCCACAUGGACUCGGUGGAUGUUGCCAAUGGGCUGACCCUUUGCAAAGGGGGCUGUGAAGCCAUUGUGGACACAGGCACUUCUCUCAUCACUGGCCCUACCAAGGAAGUGAAGGAGCUGCAAUCAGCCAUUGGUGCAAAACCACUCAUCAAAGGCCAGUAUGUGAUCCCAUGUGAGAAGAUCUCGUCUCUGCCAGUUGUCACACUCAUGCUAGGUGGGAAGCCCUACCAGCUCACUGGGGAGCAAUAUGUCUUCAAGGUUUCUGCACAAGGAGAGACCAUCUGCUUGAGUGGGUUUUCUGGCCUGGAUGUCCCACCACCUGGGGGACCACUCUGGAUCCUGGGAGAUGUCUUCAUUGGUCCCUACUACACUGUCUUCGACCGUGAUAAUGACUCUGUUGGUUUCGCCAAAAGCGCCUGACCCCCUCCUCCCUCACUGUCUCUGCUACACACAAACACUUGCAUACACACACAGGACCUGUAGAGAAGUUGUAGAGAAAGAUUAUCAGGAUUAGAAACCCACUCAGUGGGGGAAAAAAUAUAAAACAAAGGCAUUCGACUAGACUUAAGAUUACAAGGAAAAUAUUCAUUGUUACUGUCCUGCUAGCUGCUUUUCCCCUUCUGAGUAAGUGGUGCUGGGAUAGUUCUAGUUGAUAACACCAGCUGGAGUAGCCCCUUGCUUACUGCUAGAUCUCUGAGUAUUUGUUUUUAAGGUCUACUUCAAAGCUGAACCAGCCUGCACUGCCCCCCCGCCCCCAGUGCCCCUGGGAAGGCAGCUGGCUUGCUCUGCUCCUGCAGAGGAGCUGAUCUGGGGCUUCUUUGCUAGGGGAGAAGGACGAAGAAGUCAGGUGAUACUUCUCGUUUGUCACUGAAAUGGGUGGUCAAGUCCACCACCCCUCUGAUGGGUGAGAAAGCAAUUGCUAGACCACUUCUCCUUGAGUUAGUACUGGAUUGGUCCUUAGCAUGUCCUGGGCUGAAGCAGUAGGGGAUUGUGAAGCACGCACAGGAUUUGAGUUUUGAAAUUGAGGGUCUCUGUUUGUGUAUCUUGUGUUGUGAAGGCACUAGUGAGAGCAGGGGGUGUCAUGUCAGCAUGCCUGGCCUGAGCCUUUCAGACCUAGUAGGGCAGGGACUUACAGGAGGAUUCCAGUCAAUGGGAGUCCUCAGGAUGUAAGAAUACAAAGGGCGGGGUGGGGGGGAGGGUUCACAAUAGGUUUUAAUACAAGUCACUUGAUUUCAUGUCUGUUAAGGCCCAGCUUAGUGCUGAAGGCUGAGCAAAGCCACUACACCCAAGUUCUCUUGGGCGUGUUGAGCUUCUCCUGGGUUUUCCUUGCAACUUCAUCCGUAGCCAGUGAGUUGAGGGUAAUGUUUCCCAAAGCAAUUCUGUGAUCUACAAGCUUAAAUCACAAGACCUUUAGGAAACAUUUCUCAUAGUGUUUUGAAUGUAAACUCAAGAGACGGUUGGCAGAGGCAGCAAGACUUCCAGGCAGGAGGGUGCCACAGAGGCUGUGGGCUUGUAUUUGCACUCAUUUUUCCCCUACCAAGUCCCAGAGCCCAGGGUUUCACAUCCUCCCUACUUGGCAUGUUUUUUUCCAUGUUACUAACAUCAAUGAGAUCUCUGUCCAUUUACCUCCUGUGCUGCAGACCAAACAAAGUGUUUUCUUGUUUUGGGGAGGUGGUACCUGGAACUGCUUUCCUAGUUCCACAUUUUUGUCUUCGAGAUCCAAGUUCUGGGCAUGUUGAGGUGUUUGUUUCUUUGGUCUAGCAUCAGUAAGCAUGCACCAGUUGAGUGAGGAAACAACAGUAACUGGCAGGAUAAUAAAGUGAGUUGUUAGUAGAGAUCAGAAGUUUCUCAAAACUCCUAGUCCACGCUGGGAAGGAGAAUCCAGUCAUACUGUUUUCCCAGGUCCUGAGGUUAAAGAGAGACAGAGCUGAGGGUGGCAAGAGAAACCACCAGCAAUUGAGUGAAUAUGUCAUUAGUCAAGGUGAGGUGUGCAUACAAGUGAGCUACAUCAUCCCAACAGUAAAUCUACCAUGAGCUUUGGGGCAUGAGUGGGGAAGAAGUUUACAGGUGAACUGUGAGAGGACAGCUGCAGACAGUGAGCACCUAGCCUGCAGAUGUUGCUCGUCUCCACCUUUUGAAAUGGUUCAAUUGGCUUUAUAACCAUAACUCAUGCUAUGAAGGUGUCUUUUGUGGGCAGCAGGGAUGUUCCUAAGUGUGUGUUGUCCCGUGUAACUCUGGAUAUGAUGUAUCUGCUGCUCCCAGAGCUUACUUCUGCCUGCUCACAGACUUGCAACCCAGGAUAUGGGUUCCUGUGGACAUAUGUUGCUGAUCAAGAACAGUGUGUUACUGAAAGAAACAAUUCUCCAAAGUCAACAGCACCUUUCCAGCGAGUCCACUUCUUGCAUUACAUACCUGGAACACCGUGAAGUCCUGCUAGAUCAUCUGCAAGCUGCAGGAUUUACCCAGCACAGUGAGAUGGCAUCUUGAGUACCCAUUUGGUUUUUCUUUUCUUUCUGAGAUGAUACUGGCAACAUGGAGGGGGGGGGGACAGAGGAUUUUGAAUGUUCCAUGUCAGAUUUUAGCUGUGCGGAACUGGCCAUCAGACAGCAGCUCUGGUGGAUACGCAAUGCCUUAUAGCCUCCGUGGCCACCCAGAGCCAUGCCCCAACUAACAUAUCAUGGGAUAGGCUGGAGGAGCAGUUGGGUGUGACUGCAUUUGCAAUACAAAUCAUAGUCUUCACCAAAAUGGUUCUCCUCCUCUUGUUCUUUUAUUUGUGUUUUUUAAACCAAACUCUUACUGCGUGACUUUUAUUUUUAAAUCUAAUUUGCUGUCAGAAUUAUUGUCUCAUCCUAGAAAACUGAAAAGCAAAUACAGUGUUUUCCCCCCUUAA
Coturnix japonica (Japanese quail) is the source of this 3798-nucleotide messenger RNA. It is a transcript of the gene CTSD, whose product is annotated as cathepsin D. Gene Ontology annotation, molecular function: aspartic-type endopeptidase activity. Gene Ontology annotation, biological process: proteolysis. The record is from RefSeq and is a predicted model, not a curated record. Gene Ontology annotation, cellular component: lysosome. Lineage: Eukaryota; Metazoa; Chordata; Aves; Galliformes; Phasianidae.